Molecule: messenger RNA, 573 nt
Organism: Sorghum bicolor (sorghum)
Lineage: Eukaryota; Viridiplantae; Streptophyta; Magnoliopsida; Poales; Poaceae
Product: basic proline-rich protein-like
Exons: 2
Coding region: 1-573 (190 amino acids)
Source: RefSeq, a predicted model, not a curated record
AUGUAUGUUGGCGUUGGCUCACCCGGCUGCCGCUGCUCGGCCGCCGCUGCCCGCUCCGGUGCUGCGCCGCCCGCCGCGUCCGCCGGAGCUGCGCCAGUUUGCUCGCCCGCCCGUCCUCGCAGCGCGCUGCCCGACCAUUGCCCGCCACCCGCCGCGAGCGCGACGCCCGCCGCUGCUCGGCCACCGCCCACCGUCGGCCACGAGCGCGACGCCCAACGCGUGUGCGGAUCCGUCGCCCGCCGCGAGCGCGGCCGCCACUCACCCGGCCGCCGCUACUCGGCCGCCGCUGCCCGCCCCGAUGCUGCGCCGCCCGCCGCGCACGCCGGAGCUGCGCCAGUCCGCUCGUCCACCCGUCCUCGCAGCGCGCUGCCCGACCAUCGCCCCGCCACCCGCCGCCCGGCGCGCCUCCCUCCGCGAGCGCGCCUCCCGCCGCAAGCACGGCCGCAGCUCACCCGGCCGCCGCUGCUCGGCCACCGCCCGCCGCCCGGCGCGCCGACAGCCACGAGCGCGAUGCCCGACGCCGGUGCCAGAGCCGCGAGACCGUCGCCGUGCUCCGUCUGUCCGUCGCCGUAG